Messenger RNA from Hypoxylon trugodes, 825 nucleotides. RefSeq lists its product as uncharacterized. The transcript has 4 exons. The record is from RefSeq and is a predicted model, not a curated record. NCBI's taxonomy places the organism in Eukaryota, Fungi, Ascomycota, Sordariomycetes, Xylariales, Hypoxylaceae. The coding region runs from base 1 to 825 and encodes 274 amino acids.
AUGACCACCCAGAACACUAGCAAGCGGCUAGAUAUAACCGUCUUCCGUGGCUGGAAAGAAUCCGGGCAUUAUGUGUGGUCUCCAUACGUAACCAAGUUAGAAGCACGACUCCGCUUUGCUGGUUUGUCAUAUAAGACGGACGCGGGGUCACUCAAAGCGGCACCGAAGGGCAAGAUCCCGUAUAUUGAAUGCAAUGAUCUAUCCUCUUCCUCAGCAAACCAACAGGAAAGCUCGCAGCCGAAGAUACUACUUAGCGACUCUGCCCUCAUCCCCAGGACUUUAUCGGAAUGGGGCGUCCUUCCAGAUCUAAACGGCUCACUAGAUCCAGUCAAGCGAUCGCAUGAUGCGGGAUUGAUAGCUUUACUUGAGAAUAAGCUAUAUUUCUAUCACGCCAAAGAGCGUUGGAUCCAGAACUACUAUACCAUGAGGGACUACGCACUAUGGUCGAUACCAUACCCAAUACGCGUGCUCGUGGGCUUGAUGAUCUAUCGCAACACUACGGCGAUGCUACAUGGGCAAGGCACCGGCCGAUUCACAGACGAGGAAAUCGCUGAAUCCCGGCGUGAGAUUUGGGAACUGUUUAGUGCGCUUCUUACUGUUUCGCGAUCCAACAGCAAGGGUGGCGAUACCGACCCGUUCUGGGUUCUUGGUGGGGAUCAACCGACCGAGGUAGACACAUGCUUAUUCGGAUUUAUCAGCUCAGUUGCUCUAUGUACUGCUGCGCCCGAUUCUCGGAAGGUGGUCGAAAGUCUCCCUGUUCUUUUUGAUUACGCGGGGCGCAUCCACGAUCGCUAUUUCCCAGAUUAUGAGAGAUGGUCCGAUUAA